AUACACAUCUGGAGUACAGGAACUUCUUGUUAUUUGUGAGCUGUGUGUUCUGUACAAUCGUGCUAAGAUCAAUUAUGAAAUCUUAUACCUGACACCGUGACUAGGUCACAACCUAUAUUUUGGUAUCGAAUGAGUAUGAGUUGUACAAAUUUGCAUAAACACAAUCGAUUGAAAGACUUCAGUGCAUCAUAACUAGUGUGUCAGAUCUGCCUUUAGAUCGAACGUCUUUUUGUAAACGAAACAUUUACUGCUUGAUCCAAAACUUCGUGGUACACGAUCCACAUUAUCAGAUACACAAUUUACACAUAUUGCACACUAUAAGAAAGAAGAAAGCCAUAGAUAUAAUUAUGUGCAUUCUGUCAUUGGGAUAUCACUUUCUUGUUCUUUUGUUCCAUUAGGACUCUUGUGGGAGAACUAACUAUCUUCUGGAUUUUUAAUCUUUAGUCAUUUAGCUUUAAAAGAAGGAUACCAGAGAAGCUUAAGUCAAUAGUUGAUUUGCAUCUUCAACGAAUCAACCAUCUCUUCUUAUUGCACAACAUCGAAAACAAUAAGUUUACUUUCAAGCUCUUCAAAUUCUGCACAGUGCUAUAACUAUUAUUGCAAAUUACUAUGAUGGAGGGCAUUGACGAUAGCAGCAUUCAGCUUUUCAAAAACUCGGAAAUUGAGAAACAUACAGAAUUGCAGCCAAUGGCCGAUAAUGGCCUCUUGAGAUCAGAAAACCUGAAGUUUCAUAGUGACAGUGGUAGCGAGCAGUCAUCCGACUACUCAGAAGGAGCAUCCUCUUGUGGUGAGGAUGAUGAGCUUGAAGAGGAAAAUCACGAUGCAAAACAGCCACUGAUUAGUACUGAUGAGAAGACAGCAGAAAAAGCAGAGAACACCAGCGUCUCCUAUGAAGAUGACAGCUUUAGCAAAGAAACUGAAACCUCAUCAGCAGAAAGAGGGCGUCCUUCAGCUUGUGUGUUUGUGGCCAGUUUAUCAUCCAACUUGUCAGAUGACAUCCUUUGCCAGUCAGUUAGCAACCAUUUUAAGCAAUGGGGUACCAUAUCGUUAGUGAAAGUGUUGAGAGAUCCUGCUAACAGACCAUAUGCUUUUGUGCAAUAUACCAAGGAAGAGGACGCGAAACGGGCAAUUGUAGAAGGCCAGCAUUCUCUAUUAAAUGGGAGGACUAUAAGAUGUGAAAAGGCUCGUGUCAACCGUACUCUUUACAUCGAGACCACAAAUAAGGCGCUGCCAGAAUCUUCAAUCAGGUCCUUUUUAGAAAAGUACGGAGAGAUUGAAAAACUGGUCUCUGUGGACGAGAAAUCAAAUCUCGUUGAUCUACAUACUGGAUCGCACUCUUACUGGUUUUGCAAAUUUGUAUACCGUCAGGAUGCGAUUAGUGCCUACGCAAACCUGAAAGUUAAACCAUUUUGGAAUGUUGAAUGGGCACAAAAUCUUGAAGACGAUUCAAGUGACACUCCUGAAGUGACAAUUGACAAAUAUUCGAUUUUUGUUGGACAGCUCGAUCCACGAAUUAACAGAGAUGAGUUGAUCGAAAGGUUUGAACAACAUGGCAAAAUCAAAGAGGCGAUUUUGGUGAAUAGGCCAUUGAAUAACUUUGCCUUUGUUAAAUUUGAAACUAGGAAAGCUGCUGCAUCCGCAGUUGAGAGAGAAAACCAUUCGAUGUUCAAGUUUAAGACGAUUCAUGUACAAUACCGCGAGAUGUACAACAAUUACAAAAACAAAUAUUCAAAUGAAAGCGGACCAAAAUUGAAUUUGGCUCCUCCACCUGUGAGUUUCAGGAGAAGACAUGCUUACAAUUCGAACAGCAGCAGCAACAACAACAACAGUGGUAGUCAUAACUUCUCUGGAAGUAAGUCUAAAAAGGCUCCCAAUUUUUACCGUCCGCGAUUUGGUAGUCUCAGUGGUUUUCCCGAACAAGAAAUGCAACCAUUUUCCUCGUUCAAGAGGAAUAGUAUCUCUAACCCUCCGCCACUAAGGAGAUUCUCAUUUGGAGAUCACAUUUCGCCGGCAGGUUCAUCAGGAAAGGUUUACAAGACUAAUCUCGACUUUGUUGGUACUGGCGCAGGUAGCAAGAAUGCCAACGAUGCCACUAAGAACACCAAAGCAUCUGGCACUCAAGCAGAAGAUCCAGAUGCCAUCCUUAGCGAUGAGGAAAGGCUAUCAAACAACGGGAUGACAAGAAUUGAGGAGAAUGACGAUGCUACUGUGGGCCGCAAUACCCAUACAGCAUAUUCAUCAACUACCAACGGAGCUUCCAAAACAACUUAUUCGUACACAUCCGUCGAUGUGGACGAGUAUUCCCCCAAAUUCCCUCCUGUGCAUCCAAUGGCUGAUUCCAAAAUGAUUUCCAAGAUGGGAAGUGCUGGGGGACCUAACUAUUAUCAAUCGCCAGCUCCCUAUUACUACCUUGUACCAACGAAGGAUAUUGGUGGCUACAUGGGCAAUACAGUGUCAUCAGGGGUCCACAAUCCGGCAAUGAUGGGAGUUCCUGGAAGCGGUGCUGGAGUGCAGGCAGUAGGGGGACCUCCAACGACAGGGUAUUACUACACCUAUGCGCCAUAUGAUCCCAAUGUCAGUCCUUCUCUUUAUCCAUGCUACAUGUAUUAUAAUCCAAAUCCGGCACCUGGCACGCCGACAGAACAAAGCCAGGGAUAUCUUUCAGAAUCAUACGAGCAGAAGUUUUAGCCGUUUAGUAUGAGAACCUGAGGUUUAAUGAUUGCUAUAAUUUGUGUCAUGUCCAGUGGUUGCUAUGACCAGCUCCAAUUUUCCUUGCACUUUGUUG
Messenger RNA from Ogataea polymorpha, 2785 nucleotides. RefSeq lists its product as uncharacterized. NCBI's taxonomy places the organism in Eukaryota, Fungi, Ascomycota, Pichiomycetes, Pichiales, Pichiaceae. The record is from RefSeq and is a predicted model, not a curated record. Gene Ontology annotation, molecular function: RNA binding. Bases 610 to 2688 code for a protein of 692 amino acids. The transcript has a single exon.